Messenger RNA from Sabethes cyaneus, 4360 nucleotides. RefSeq names its product casein kinase I (gene dco). The transcript is spliced from 3 exons. Gene Ontology annotation, cellular component: cytoplasm; nucleus. The coding region runs from base 846 to 2141 and encodes 431 amino acids. Gene Ontology annotation, biological process: peptidyl-serine phosphorylation; signal transduction; endocytosis. The record is from RefSeq and is a predicted model, not a curated record. Lineage: Eukaryota; Metazoa; Arthropoda; Insecta; Diptera; Culicidae. Gene Ontology annotation, molecular function: protein serine/threonine kinase activity; ATP binding.
CUCGUGUUUUCGGAGGUUUUUUCUUUCGUGCGAUCACGGAUUGUCGUAUUUUUUGCUGGUAAAGUGUUGCUUAAACGUUCGAGAUGUACGUAAUUCGUUGCGCGAGUGUCCCCGCAUUGUAAUUUCGGUGGAAUUGAACGUGAUUUGGACUAGCAGAGUAUUUCGAAAGCUUUGUGCUGGCAGCAGAUUUAGUGGUAGUGGUUGCACCCCCAUUAGCUCGAUAGCGAGUGGAGGAUUGUGCGAUUGUUUGCGUGCGCUUGCCGCCGUCAUUUUCACUGUGGUGUCGUCGUCCCGUCCGUCCGUCGGUCGCUCGAUUCGAUACGAAUACGAUACGUGCACUGCGAAAGAAGACGGCCCAUCUAAACGAACGAACCAGCCACACAAGAAAUAUAGAUCGAGAGCAUAGCGACUUUCAGUGAAGCAAACAUUGAAAUUGAAAUAGCCUUCGAGCGAGCCAGUAAAAUAAUUUGCAAUUGGAGAGAAGCACUGGCAAGCGAAAUUUAUGCAGCACUCUAAAGACUACUGAAGCGCAGCUUAUCGACGGAGGCCAUUCUAACCUGGAGCUUGCUGCUUUUUUUUGUUGCUGAACAAAAUUGAUCUCGAAAAGCAACGUUAGCCAGCUGCUGUUGCUGUUUCCGUGUAGUUUUCAACUAAAAAAAUAUCCACAUAUAAGUUACUAUCGGCGUAAUUUCCUUGCUGUCAAGGAGACGAAGAGGAAACGAAAGAAUUUCCUGUACUGACGAAAAGCUAGGCCGAAACGGAGGCGACGUGAAACACUAUAACAGAAACUGGAAUAAGGAAAAACACAUCCAACUGUGAGGCGGAACUAGCAAACUUUCAAAACAAUGGAAUUGCGCGUUGGUAACAAAUAUCGGCUCGGCCGGAAAAUUGGUUCGGGAUCAUUUGGCGACAUCUACUUGGGCACGAAUAUUUCCACCGGCGAAGAGGUUGCCAUCAAGCUCGAAUGUAUCAAAACGAAACAUCCCCAGCUGCACAUCGAGAGCAAGUUCUACCGGAUGCUGCAGGGUGCCGUGGGUAUUCCGACCAUCAAGUGGUGCGGUUCGGAGGGUGAUUACAACGUGAUGGUGAUGGAACUGCUUGGCCCGUCGCUGGAGGAUUUAUUCAACUUUUGCUCAAGACGUUUCACGCUGAAGACUGUGCUGCUUCUGGCAGAUCAGAUGAUUUCCCGCAUCGAUUUCAUUCACUCGAGAAGUUUCAUCCAUCGAGACAUUAAACCGGACAAUUUCCUGAUGGGUCUAGGAAAGAAGGGAAAUCUUGUGUAUAUUAUCGAUUUUGGGUUGGCGAAAAAGUAUAAGGAUUCCAAAACGAUGGCACACAUCCCGUACCGGGAAAAUAAGAACCUAACCGGUACGGCACGCUACGCCUCGAUCAAUACGCAUUUGGGUAUUGAGCAAAGCCGCAGGGAUGAUCUGGAAUCGCUUGGAUAUGUGCUGAUGUACUUCAAUUUGGGAACGUUGCCGUGGCAAGGUUUGAAAGCGGCCAAUAAGCGCCAGAAAUACGAAAGGAUCUCCGAGAAAAAGCUAUCGACGCCGAUAGAAGAGCUUUGCAAAGGUUUUCCGCCAGAGUUUACUUCUUAUUUGUCGUACUGUCGUCAGCUGGAAUUCACUCAGCGUCCAGAUUACUGCUACCUGCGGAAGGUGUUUAGAACGCUGUUUGCCCGGCAAGGUUACUCUUAUGAUUACGUGUUCGACUGGAAUAUGCUGAAAUUUGGAGGAUCUUCUCGUCACAACAACACUAACGAGCGGACCAAGGCCGGAGCGGUCGUUCAAACAAACGAUCCAACCGCAAUCGGUACCAGUAUGGUGGCCACCGGUGGUGGAACGGGAAUGGUUACCACCGUUACCGGAACCACUGCCUCGAUCGCUAAAAAUGAUUCCUGCAAACAGCUCGCCAACCGAUUGGUGCAAAUGAUGGCCCAGGCACGACCCGGAGCGGACGGUCAGCCACUGCCGGUUCCAGGAGCACCCCAGCAACAGCAACCACCCCAGCCCACUCACAACAACAAUGCCGGAAGUGCAAAUCCGGAACCGAUCGCAGCCUUCUCCCGGCACGAUACGCCCGAACGUCGUUCGUCCAUCCGUUUGCGCGGUCAAAACCUAGACUCACGAAACAUUGAAUAAUAUUAAAUCCCUUCUUUAAGUUUUUUUUAUUUACAUAUAUAAAUUUAAUUUUAUAUACGUGCAGGAAUUAGCCUCCCUCCGCUAGUAGAGAGGAGAUGCUACUAAGCUGAGGAAAAAUGCUUGAAGUUGUUGCAAUUUUGACGCUGCAAAAUGUCAAACAAACGAAGCAGCUGCAAGAUAAUUGAUCCUUUUUUGACAUUUUUACUCAAUAGGAAAGGGUCAUCAAAAUAUACAUAGACUAGUUAGAGCAAAAAUUUACACCUAAAGGCAAGUUGGUAAACAUUAUUGAAAUUGAGCGUCGCGUAAAGCAAACCGAUCAUUGUAUGUUUUAAUGCUCACUCGAAUGAAUAACUAAGAUGCUGAUGAAGGAAAGAUAAGAAACACACUAUCGAUAUAAAUAGUUAUCAAUGAAUUAUCAAAACUGAUUCGUUCAAAAACAGCAUAACAAUAUGAUUGUAAACUGAGUGAAAUGGCAAAAUGGAAACAUAAACACAAAGCGUAAGGUAUAUUUGCAUUGAACGCUCCCUCACUUUUACAACAAAAUAAAUGUCACCAACCAGCACACACAGUCAGUCACAUACAUACUUCAUACCUGUAAACAUACACUUUCUUGUACGUAGGUCUAUAAAUACAUACACCCAAAAUAUACAAACCUCCAAGCAGAACGUAAGCUUUGUCAGCCGAUUACAUUAAAAAAAAGCACUCGAUCAACAACUAACGACAUUGUCUUAAGCUGUAACACUACAAAUCCUUUCAUCAGAAAAGAAAAACAACGGGAGGGUGAUAUGAGGUAGAAGAAAAUCAUAUUUCAAGCAUCGAUAGCAUAAUAAAAUGCUUAUUAUGUUUAUCUUCUUCUCUCUUGACCGUCUUGACGAAAAAUUCAAUUUGGCGUAUCAAUCAAAGAAUUGAUUCUUUUUUCACAUUUCAAAUCAGUCCUUUUUAACCAAACCAAACUGGCAGAUCACAAAACAGUACGGCCUAACCUGCAGUUAUUCGGCCGGUUAGAAUCGGACCCAUUAGAGUUUUUGAUUGUUCCUUCGUCUAGUUCCAAAUUUGCAAUGUGAAAAUUUAGAAAUCCAUGACUUUAUUUAUUGUGAACGUAAAAAAUAUCUUUUAAAGAAAAAAAAAUAACCUAAAACGUACCGUACCGACGGCGACGGCGAGUAGGUACGAAUGCGUGUGUGAAUAGAUGAAUGGUAUAAUACAGGUAGGUUCAGCUAGAAAUGUGCUUGGCUUAUUUUCUUUUCUCAAAGUAUGAAUGUAACAGUUACGCAAGGCGUGAGAAGACCUGCAAACAAAAAUAAUUUAAACAAAAAUAAAAACUAAAUUGAGCAAAAUAUGUUGGCUUUGGUGGUGACAGAAGAAAAAAAACAUUGAACUAUUAGAAAAGGUUAAAGAAACAAUGAUUUAAUGAUAAAAAAACUAACAACUAAGAGUAAAUAAGAAAUACCUAUACCAAUCGUGAUAGUAGAGAAGUAAAGAUACAAAACGAACACAUGGAAAGUGUGUGGGAUACAACAAAACUAGUAAUGCAAAAAAAAACAAGUGUGUCUCGAUCAUCGGGUGAAGACGCACGGUUUGUGCGUGCAUCGUAUGACGGACAUUGUGCAUCGUAUAAAUCGUAUAGAAAGAUAAACCAUUUGCAAGCAACUGUGUACAGAAAAAUCUUAAUCGUUGCGAUUUAUUCAAUAAAUCUACUUAUCAUUUCUUCAUCUUAUCGCUGCCAAUCGAAAAUCAAUCAUUUCGUGCGGCACAAAAAAAAACAAAAAACAAACAUCUGGAUGUGUGGAGUCAAUAUGGAUUAAACCGUGCUGUCAUUUAAAUAAAUAUAAAUCAAGCAAAACUGAACAGUGGAUAACAUUUCAAUAAGAUUAUGAGAUGAAGAAGAAAAAACUAUGCGGAAGUUACGCAACACGAAUACCGAGUGGAUUCAAUGCUUCUGCGUCUAACCUAAUAGCGAUGUUUAUCGAUAAAAAUGAAACAAUACCUAUGUAAACAUAGUACAUUAUAUAAAACAAGGAUAUGAAGAAAUAUCUCUAGAACAAACAAACAAAAAAAAAAGAGUAAAAGCUUGUUUCAUGCCAUGUUUACAGCAGAAUGAAACAAGUUUUAUAGAAGCAAAAUAAGCGAAAAAAAUGAAACAUUUUUAGAUGGUAACAGUAACGAUUAAUUCAACCAUUUAUUGCCGUACGUAUAAAACAAAACAAAAUAAAAAUAAU